Scophthalmus maximus (turbot) is the source of this 3447-nucleotide messenger RNA. RefSeq names its product protein phosphatase, Mg2+/Mn2+ dependent 1Kb (gene ppm1kb). Gene Ontology annotation, molecular function: cation binding; protein serine/threonine phosphatase activity. Bases 257 to 1405 code for a protein of 382 amino acids. The record is from RefSeq and is a predicted model, not a curated record. Gene Ontology annotation, biological process: protein dephosphorylation. The transcript has 9 exons. NCBI's taxonomy places the organism in Eukaryota, Metazoa, Chordata, Actinopteri, Pleuronectiformes, Scophthalmidae.
UCCAGUGUCUGCAAUCACUUCACAAGCAAACUCUCCUAGAAAUGACCAUAUGAUCAGAAAAACAAACGCGGAAGUGCCACCGCUGCCCUACGUCACCGGACGUCACAGGAUGUGAUUGGUCCAGGGAGAGGAGGUCUGGUACGAGACUGAGGCGGCGGUGUGGGCUCCUUUAUCAGCGCGUUUAUCCCCCAAGAGGCAGAGGAUUUGAGGCAUACGAAGACACCUGAAAGAUCCAAGUGUUUGUGCUGUCAAGGUGAUGUCAGCAGCUUGUCUCGCGCGCCUGGCAAGGUGCAGUGGUCCUUACGCGGGUCGCAAUGGUCUUUUUCACUCGGCCCUAGUCCAACAUUCACUGCAGCAGGACAGCCACCUCCGGUUCACAGUCUUUCGGAGACAACUCAACAGCCCUUCAGAACAGAGACACAGCAACACACGCUUUGAUGCAGACAGCAGCGGCCGCCCCACCACUUGGGAUUCGUUCGGCAUCUGGGACAAUCGUAUCGAUGAGCCCAUCCUGCUGCCUCCCAGCAUUCGCUACGGCAAGCCCAUUCCCAAAGUGAGCUUAUCGAAAGUGGGCUGCACCUCUCUCAUUGGUCAACGCAAGGAGAAUGAGGACCGCUUCCAGGUCUCCCAAAUGAACGACAACAUCCUAUACUUUGCUGUCUUUGAUGGGCAUGGUGGACCAGAAGCUGCCGACUUUUGUGAAAAAUACAUGGAGAAAUUCAUCAAGGACCUGCUGGUAGAGGAGUCUAAUCUGGAAUUAGUUAUAUCGAAGGCCUUCCUUGAAGUGGACAAAGCUCUAAUGAAGCACUUGCACUUCUCUCCAAGUGUGCCCGCGAUCAAUGCAGGAACCACUGCCACUGUGGCCCUACUGAGGGACGGCGUUGAGUUAGUGGUGGGCAGUGUGGGUGACAGCCGCGCAAUGCUGUGCCGCAAGGGCAAAGCCCUUAAACUCACUGUCGACCACACGCCAGAGAGGAAGGACGAGAAAGAGAGGAUUAAGAGGAGUGGGGGUUUUAUCACCUGGAAUAGUCUGGGACAGCCAAACGUCAACGGCAGGUUGGCGAUGACACGCAGCAUUGGAGACUUUGACCUGAAGAACAUGGGGGUCAUUGCCGAGCCGGAGACCAAGAGACUAUCGUUGCACCAUGCCCACGACGCUUUCCUGGCUCUGACCACAGACGGCAUCAAUUUCAUUGUGAACAGCCAGGAAAUCUGCAAUGUCAUCAACCAGUGCCACGACCCUAAAGAGGCGGCUCAGAGAAUAUCUGACCAGGCACUUCAGUACGGCUCAGAGGACAACAGCACAAUUAUUGUGGUGCCGUUUGGUGCUUGGGGAAAGAGCAAGAAUUCGGACACGAAUUUCUCCUUCAGCAGGAGUGUUGUGUCCAGCGGUCGCUGGGCAUAGCCCGCAGGACGUCGGAUGAUGAAACGCUGUGGUCUGUGGACCCAAUUAUUCUGUGCAAUACAACCGGUCGCCUUGAGGAAACAAAGAAAGUGUGGUUUUGCCCAAACAAUAAUCCCUACGGGUUACAACAUGUUAUUUAGUAGUAGCAUGAUAAUUAUUUGCCUCUGUGAAGUAAGAGGCGGUGAAUUCAUGUGUACUAAAUUAAAAAACAUCCUCUUCAUACAAAGGCUUUAUCUACUAGCAAGCCAAUGACCUUAUAGGCGCUUAACGUUGAGAGUUGUUUGGAUGGCACACAGGAAUCGACAACAACAAGUUGUCACUUAGCAAAUAUGUAGUCUUGUCUACAUUAGCUAAGAUUUUAGGACUACAGUAGUAUUCCUGUGUCUGCCAUUCAAAUGUAUGUUUUUUUUUAUCAAUUUAGGAGUUCAUAAUGCCCAAGUUUGCACUUUGAUUUCAAGGCUAACCUAUCUUGGAUUUCCGAAACUGGUGCAUUCUGAUUUAACCACUGGUUUUUAAGUCCGUCGCCUCUAAUUCAGGACCGUUUGUCAGUGUUAACAUUAGGGAGGAGGAUUGGAAAAUCAACACAAAUUGAACUACUUCCAUUAUUUUCCAUUUAGUUGGAAUUCAUUGAACAUGAUCAUACAAAAUGUAUUUAGAUAUACAUGCCAUGUAAAACUUUGUGAUUUCUACAGCAACUGGAAUAUAGUUACCACGGUCAAAAUAUGUCUUUGAGGAGGUCUGAAUGACCUUAUGAUUCUGGAGCUUCAUUUCUGUCUCGUGGGUCAAAGCAUCUUAAAUUAGACUAUACAGAAGAUUUUAACAGUUUCAGGACUGAAAAUGAUUUGGUCCUUGUAAAUUAAAUUUAACUAUUGCUCCUCUGAAACCCGGACCCAUUUCUAAAUACUUAAUAUUUCCUAUGCACUAACAGUACUCGCUAAAGCACCACUGAAACUCAUGACGCCAAUUUGCACAAUUGUGUUUGGAUUGAACUCCUGGAUGUUCAGUGAUCUGGUGAACUGGUGGGUUGUGUGUGAACGGAGUUGCAGUUCAGUGGCUGAACCUGACAUUUAUAAGAAUCAAGACAUAAAUGCUUCUUGGAAUUUAAACACUGCUCAGGCUUGUACACGUGUUGAUAUCGGUAGUGAUCUGAAACAGGGUGCGUUGGGGCACUUAAGUGUGCAGCGUACAGAAAAUGUAGAGAUUAUGUUUUGUAAAUAAUUAUAUUUAUGUAUGUCUGUAAAAACUGAUAGUUCUCUCGGAUACAUUUACGUGAUAUCUUGGCUAAAUCUCAUAUUGGAAUAAGUGAUAACGCACAAGACCCUUGCUUCGUCGCUUGUGUAAAGCUGCAUUAUUUUAAUUGUAACUCGGUUACAAUCAGUAAUUCGUCUUUUACACCACUUAUGUCACUCCCAAAGUGUAAAGCACACUUAAUGCAUCACUAUAUAACUGUUGAGCUCAGAGCCAUGUAUGACAGUUUGAAUGUUUGCUUAAAUGCCCUCCAUGACUAAAAAACAUACAAUCAAGCCCUGUAAGUUGUAGGCGUGUUUAAGCUGUAGGAGUCAUCUUGGCUGACCUAAUGUAAGUUCAUCAUGUUUCCGUUGCAGAGCCGACUUGACAUUUUUUUUGUUUGUUGAUUUGUCAUGUGGCUAUUGAAGCUUGUCAAAUGAGAGCGUCCGUAUUUAUCAGCGUACUUGUUCUAACUGUGAGACUUGCAGAUGUGGUGUGGCUACCAGUUGUUCCUCAAAAAACAUUUAUAAAUGUUUUGUACAUACCCUACCAACCCCACCGCAUCCACCCAUUGGAUACAACCUUGAUUGAUUAUAAGGACUUUGUCUUUAUACUUUACAUGUCCUCCUGAUCUGUUGAAGCUGUCUCACGGUGUCUUCAUCAUUUUUGUUAAUUGUAUUUUAUUUCACUGCCUUUUAGACACAAUCAUUGUUGCCGUGGACCUGUACAUGGGACCCAGAUGGAAUUGAUUCAUGUCUGUGACUGUAUUUUUUGAACUAAAUGGCUCGUGACACAAUAAAAAAACUACAAAUGAA